GAGUAUUUCAUCGGGCGAUGAUUUAAGGAACAAUUAUAUACAAAAUAAUUGAAUGAAAAUAUGUUCGUCGGGUAUGCGAAAUAAAAGUUUCGAGGUCAGUUUGAUCGCGAAAGAUGUCUUGCGCGAAGGAUUUCUCUUGCAUCGGAGGACUGGAGAAGCAGAUUCGUGUUGUAAAGGAAACGGUUCUGUUUCCGCUCAUGUACGGUGACAUUUACGCCAAGUUCAACCUGAAACCACCGAGGGGUUUGCUUUUUUACGGGCCUCCCGGAACAGGAAAAACACUGGUCGCCAGCGCUUUAGCCGCAGAGUGUAGUAAUUCGGAACGAAAGGUUUCCUUUAUAUCUCGCAAGGGUUCCGAUUGCCUUAGCAAAUGGGUCGGCGAAAGCGAGAAAAAGCUUCAGAAGGUUUUUUCACUGGCUCAACAAUCGAAGCCUUGCAUAAUCUUCUUUGACGAAGUUGACGGUUUAGCUCCAGUCAGAUCUAGCCGCCAAGACUUUGUGCACGCCAGCAUUGUUUCCACUCUCUUGGCCUUGAUGGACGGCUUAGAGAACAAUUCAGAGAUCAUAGUAAUUGGAGCAACGAACAGAAUCGAUGCCAUAGAUCCAGCUUUAAGAAGACCUGGCCGAUUCGACAGAGAGCUAUACUUCCCGUUGCCAUGUUAUACGUCGAGGAAAGAAAUACUCUCAGUUCAUAUAAAAAGUUGGAAGCAAAAACCACCGCAAAAGUUUUUAGCGUAUCUGGCAUCGAAAACGGUCGGAUUUUGUGGAAGUGACUUGCAAGCUCUUUGCGCCGAAGCGGUAAUGUGCUGUGUUCGGAGACUCUAUCCGGAAAUAUACACUUCCAAUGCGAAGUAUCAGAUUAACGAACGUCAUCUUAAAGUUGAGAAACAAGAUUUUCUAAAGGCACAACAGAACAUUUUGCCAGCAUCGCAUCGUGUUACAAUCGUACCCGUGAAGUCUUUGUCGUAUAAAAUCCAGCCAUUACUUCAAGAAAAUUUGUCAUGCAUUCUGUCACAACUCGAAACUCUUUGUCCAACGGGAAUGUUAAUUUGCAAUGAUAUCACUGGUAGGGCUGUAUCGAGGUCAAACAGCUGUCCGAGGAUUUUAUUGUGCGGUGAUGACUCUCACACUCGUCAUCUGGGACCAGCAUUACUCCAUACCUUGGAACAUUUACCUUGUCAUGUGUUAGACGUCACAACUUUGUUCGAGGAAACAGGAAGGGCUGCGGAAGAAGCUCUCAUUCAAAAAAUGAAAAUGGCUCGAAGAAGUUUACCAUCGUUGCUCUACAUUCCUGAUAUCUUAGCCUGGUGGGAUCUAGUGGAUGAAGCGGCACGCGUCGUUUUUACUUCUUUGAUGCAUGGCUUAGAUCGAUCGGUGCAUAUCUUAAUCUUGAUUACGGCCAAUUGCUCACAAGCAGAUUUACCAGCAGAUAUUGUAUCUUUAUUCGAUGAACAUCAAAGCGAAAUAUUCGAAGUCAUGCCCCCCGGAAAACAACAGCGAGAAUCUUUUUUCAAGCAAUUAUUCUUUCACUCGGCGUGUGAUCUCGAAUCUAAUCGUUCUUCACAAGCGGAAUUCGAACAAAUUAUGAAUCCAAAAAAGAUAAAAGAAGUAGGUAGGAAGCGAAAGCAGGCAGGACGUGCUGAUUUCGCGGAAAAUCUUUCGACGCAAGAGAUGCCAUCCUCACGGAGAAGUAAACUCAGAGUCCGCAACAAAAUAUGCGCCGUGCGAUCAGCUCACGUGAUGACCGAUUCUAAAUCAAAAAUUAACGUUAAAAGAAAAAACAGCGCAUCAGGCGAAGGACCACCGUCAAAACGUACAAGAAAUUCUCCCUCCCAUUUAUCCGCUUCGAGCAACGAGAAAUUGUCCGAGUUUGAAAUAGAGGAGCUGCUUCGAACGAUCGUCGGGGCGACGGAAACGUGGCCGUGCCACGAGCUCGAAAGUCUGUUCGCUUCCCUCGAAUUAACCCUAGAAAAGAACGAGGAAGAUUUAUGCUCUGCAAUUGAAUGCCUCGAACGGUUUAAAGAAUUCAGAAGGGUAAAAGUAUACGUGAAGAAGGAACAAGAAGAUUGA
Molecule: messenger RNA, 2069 nt
Organism: Bombus pyrosoma
Lineage: Eukaryota; Metazoa; Arthropoda; Insecta; Hymenoptera; Apidae
Product: ATPase family AAA domain-containing protein 2-like
Exons: 11
Coding region: 114-2069 (651 amino acids)
Biological process (GO): positive regulation of transcription by RNA polymerase II
Cellular component (GO): nucleus
Molecular function (GO): ATP binding; ATP hydrolysis activity; chromatin binding
Source: RefSeq, a predicted model, not a curated record